UAUGACAGCAUAGAGGGGCGAUAUUGCGAAAGGGUAGGGUAGACAUGCCUGGACGGGAAGGGGUAUAUGACACCAUAGAGGGGCGAUAUUGCGAAAGGGUAGGGUAGACAUGCCUGGACGGGAAGGGCUAUAAAUAAUGUAUUACAAUAAGAGGGUAAAUUUAGCAUGCAAGAAAGUCUUUAUAAAGAGGGGGAGAACACCAUCGUUUUAUACAUUCAUUCAGCAACAUACACGACAGCGUACGAAUAUAAUUACGGCUGAAACCAUGGCUGGAAAUUACACGUCUUUCUACGGUAGUUCGAAAGUACACGAAGAUGUAGGAAGAGAAGAACUACAGGAAUCAGAUAAGUUAUUCUCCGAAAAUCCUUUGUUUAUAGACGAGGAACAACCUUUCAUGGAGAUGCAGCAGCAAUACCAGAACCAACAGCAGGAUCGUGAAAAUGAGAAUAGAAAAGAAGGGGUGUGGUUUCCUGGUAGAAAGAUGAAAGUACCCAACCAUCACCAAGUUGGAAGAGAGGAGGCGGGGUCUACAGGAUGGCCUAGCAAACCAGAAAACAUUGCAGACGACGAGGAAUCAAAGAUAUAUCUUAAACGUCCAAUCAGCGUAAAAGGAGGUCGUCCUAAAUACAUCGUGGCUAAGAUGUACCGUAAACGUGUAUACGUCGAUGUGAGAGAAUAUUUCGAGAAAAACAAAGAACUACUUCCCAGCAAAAAAGGGUUGACCUUAUCUAUAGACGAAUUCAGGGCUUUGUGCUCGGAGAGCCCUAACGUACACAACGCCCUACAAGGAAAAUGUAAGAGUAAAUAAUGCAAUCUUUGGUGACAAGCACAGUCGAUGCAGUUCAUGGCCUUGCACAUCACCCCACCGAGAGUCAACAUCCAUCAAGUCCAUCUACAAUACCGGUAAGUGAAUGCAACGUUUCUAUACUUAGCAGUCAUGUAAGAGAUGUGGUUGAUAGUUCCAUUACCAAUCCUGCUAGCGAUGGAGUUCAUGCAGCCUCUAGCAUUGAAAAUUCGAAUAAUGGUUGGUCAGAGGAUGAAGAUUUUAUUAUAUCGAAUCCUAAUCAUGCUAAGGUAUCUAGAAAACGAAAAUGUCCUCUCAGGAGAAGAGAUGCUCCAAUGGCUAAAAAAUCUCAAAAGCCUAAAAAUUCUUCAAAGCCUAAAAAAUCUAAGCCUGUAAUAAAGUCUAAAGCAAAAUUCGCUGCGCGUGAUAGAUUACGUAGGAAAAAAAGAGUAAAUAAUGCAGCCAAAUCCAGUUCGAUCGCUCCUUUUCAGAACAAUAUCACAGGGAAUUGGAAUAUUCCAGCCCCCUCUCACCAUUUUGGCCCGGGGAACGAGUACGUUCCAACACACACACCCCCUCCCCAUGUGAAUUAUUAUAUUUCAUCGGACGAUGAGGUGGAAAUUCCAUCAUCUCAAAAACGAAAAUCCACCCUCCAGACGGGUGGUGGAAAAACUGAUCCAAAUUCUAAAGGAGGAAAGGGUGGUAAAGGAAAGUUGAAGAAAAGCGAUUCCCUAUCUAGACAAAAUUCCCCCCAAAAGUCUAAAGCAAAAUUCGCUGCGCGUGAUAGAUUACGUAGGAAAAAAAGAGUAAAUAAUGCAGCCAAAUCCAGUUCGAUCGCUCCUUUUCAGAACAAUAUCACAGGGAAUUGGAAUAUUCCAGCCCCCUCUCACCAUUUUGGCCCGGGGAACGAGUACGUUCCAACACACACACCCCCUCCCCAUGUGAAUUAUUAUAUUUCAUCGGACGAUGAGGUGGAAAUUCCAUCAUCUCAAAAACGAAAAUCCACCCUCCAGACGGGUGGUGGAAAAACUGAUCCAAAUUCUAAAGGAGGAAAGGGUGGUAAAGGAAAGGUGAAGAAAUCUAAAAACAAGACAACAGAUACAGACCAAGACGAGUCCUCUAAUCCUGACUCUUUAUCCCCUUCAACUCAAAAUUCAGAAUAUCGCGCAGGUAAUCGUACCAGCACUCCCCAACCGCUAUGGAAUUUCGUAGAUACUCGAAUGUCAAAAAGAUUUGGCGUUCGGGAGUCCUGGUACGAUUUUGUGGGCGAUAUUCCCGACCAUGCUACUGUAAGGGAAGUUCUUUCAUACAUAGCGUCCUCUCUCGAGGAGCUAAGGCAAAUGUUACUUGAGGGAACAUCUCAAAGAGAUUAUGUUAGACUCGUGUUGGUCUCCGAUCAACUGAAUAUACCCAUUGCAUUCCCUUGGUCUACAGUUAGGGAUUUUGAUAUAAGCGCGAUUCUGGACCGCAUUGAGCGAGUUUUGAAUAGCAACCAAGACUUCAUGUUAAAACCGGGCUUUACCAUCCGUUUUCACCAUGUUGUUAACCCCGUUGGUGGGUACCGACGUAAAAUGGAUGGUCUUGCCGAUGACGAAGCAUGUCUAAGAAAAAGAUCAAUUAUUACAGUGCCAUCUUCUAUUGAAGAUAAAACAUGUUUCGCAAACGCAAUUGUCAUUGCCAGAUAUUUUGUAAAUAAUGACCCUACCUAUAAGCGUUGGUCCCGUAAUGACCGACCGCCCACCGCGGGACUAAAAAAAGAGGCUGCAAAACUCCAUGAGCUGGCAGGGGUACCGUUAGGGGAAGUUGACUCAAGCCAAUACAGUAAAUUUCAAUCCGUAUUACAACCAGAAUUCAGAUUGGUAAUUUAUAAGGGUCGUAAACAUCACUCUAGGAUUUAUGCUGGUCCUCCUGCUGACAAAAAUAUUUACCUGUACCUAUCUGAAUCGUCUCACUACAAUGUGAUAAGAAAUAUGGCGGCUUUUUUGUGUGUAAGGAAUGUAUGCAGAAAGUGUCUAGAGGUGUACAAUGACGCGCGUAAGCAUGAAUGCUGCGAAAUCUGUCCAGAUUGCUUUUCUAACCAUUGUGAUCGUAAUGAUCUCGCCAAACGUGACCCUCGUACAUGCAAAGACUGCAACAUGGUAUUCCUGACAGAGCAGUGCUUUCGAUCGCAUAGCGUGACGCUGUUCGAUAAUGAAACGGCUUGUAAUAGCAAAAACAAAUGCCUGAAAUGCGAGCGCGUGUUUGACACAAAUGUCCUUCCUGGUAAGAGGAGAGAUCACGACUGUUCUCAAGUAUUUUGUAGGAUAUGCAAGGAUUAUGUGGACGGGUCGACUCAUGAAUGCUACAUGAAGGUAACAAAAAAAAGUCCUUACUAUGUACCAUCAGAAAAAGAAAAAGAGCUAGAUAAAAUAUUUCAGAAAAAGAAAAAGAAAAAGAGCAAAUCCAAGAAAAAGAAAUCUGUUAAACCAAAAGAUGGGGAGAAUCAAAAUGAGAAAGAAAAGGAAGAUUUGCCCAUACCUCAGAAAUACAUAUAUUUCGAUUUUGAAUGUACUCAAAAUACAGGGUCCCACGUUCCAAAUCUUGUACAUGCAUCGUGGGAAUGCACCAAUUGCAUGGAUGGGAUCCCCCCCGAAGACGAAGAAGAAGGUUGCCUGUAUUGCGACUCUAAAUAUGACAGGGAAAUAACUUUCCAGGGGCGGGAGACAUUGGAGCAAUUUUGCAAGUGGCUAUUUUCAGAGGAUAACGAUGGUGCAAUAGCAAUCGCACAUAAUAGCAAGGCCUACGACUCCUAUUUUCUCCUCAAUCAUUUAAUUGCCAAAGGAAUUAUUCCAGAGGUCAUAAUGAAUGGUGGUAAGAUUAUGAGUCUGCGCACACAAGACCCCAAAAUCACGGUGAAAGAUAGCUUGAACUUUUUCCAAAUGGGACUAGCGAAAUUGCCCAAAACAUUCGGGAUACAGGAACUGAAAAAGGGUUUUUUCCCUCACCUCUUUAAUGUGGAAGCUAAUGAAAACUACGUGGGACCCCUUCCAGAUAAAAAGUAUUACGGAACAACCUCUAUGAUGAAAAACACUCUCCUCGAAUUCAAUGAGUGGUAUGACAAUGUCCCCCAAGACUACGUAUUCGAUUUCCAGAAAGAAAUUUUGGAAUAUUGUAGAAGCGAUGUGAAAAUCCUUCAUGAAAGCUGUAAGUUAUUCAGGGUUAAUUUCAAGAAGAUCACACAAACUGAAAGUAAUCCUGAUGGGAUCGACCCGUUUCAUUACAAUCUGACGCUCCCUGGCGCGUGCAAUUUGUUGUUUCGAACGAAUUACCUGAAGCCAGACACCAUCGCGCUAAUUCCUCACGAUGGAUACACUAAUCCCAAGUCCCAUUCUCUGAAAGCAGGGGAGUGGUUGCAUUACCUGUCACAAUCCUUAGGGAUUGAUAUUCGCCACGCAUUUAACGGCGGCGAACGCAAGAUUCACGGACGCUAUGUGGAUGGGUACAGAGAAGAUGGGGAUACCAAAUUCGUCUAUGAAUUUUUAGGCUGUUUCUUUCAUGGGUGUAACACUUGUUAUCAACCAGACACCAUAAACAAACGUUGCAACAAAAGAAUGGGAGUGCUGUACAAUGAAACGGUACACAGGAUCGAACUUAUGAAAAGAGCUGGGUAUACCGUUGAAGUUAUGUGGGAACAUGAUUGGGAUAGGGAGAGGAUUAGACCAGAGGUGAUUCCCCACAUCCAAAAUGUGACUGAAAAUUUCAAAGAUCCUCUCAAUCCCCGUCACUCAUUUUUUGGUGGCCGUACCGACGGAUGCAACCUUUUCUACAAGGUGAAGCCAGGCGAAAAGAUACACUAUUAUGAUUUCACCAGUCUUUAUCCUUAUAUAAAUAAAUUUGGAAGAUAUCCUCUGGGUCACCCUCGGAUUCUACAUUCUAAUUUCCCACCCAUCGAGGAAAUAUUCGGUCUGAUUCAGUGUGAAAUAACACCACCCAACAAUUUGUUCCAUCCUGUGCUUCCCUACCGUUCCUCUGGCAAACUCACCUUCCCACUCUGCGCGGCAUGCGCAGAAUCCCUCAAUCAGAACAAAUGUACCCAUCCAGACAGCGAGCGUAAACUGAAGGGCGUUUGGGUGUCGGAAGAAUUGAAAAAAGCUCUAGACAUGGGAUACCAUGAUCUGCGCAUGAUCGAGGUAUGGCAAUUUGAUCGUUCCACACAGUACAAUGUAGAGACGCAAUCAGGUGGUCUUUUUGCAGACUAUAUCAAUGCAUUCAUGAAAUUGAAGCAGGAAGCCUCUGGGUAUCCUGCCAAUGCAAAGACCCCCGAAGAGCAAAGAAAUUAUGUUCGAAAGUACUAUGAUCAUGAAGGGAUUCUGCUCGAUCCAAAAAAGAUCGAAAAAAAUCCAGGGCUACGAGCAAUCUCAAAGCAGAUCAUUAAUGUACUUUGGGGGAAAUUUGCCGAGCGCAACAAUUUGAGGCAAACAAAAUAUGUCACUACCUCCGAAGAAUUACUAAAAUUGUUUAAUGACGAUUCGGUAAUUGUGAACGACUUAAUAGUCAUGAACGAAAUGGUACAGGUGAAUUAUACAUGCAGUGAAGGCUUUGUGGAUCAAAAUGUAAAUACAAACAUAAUACUGGCAAGUUUCACCACAGCCAUGGCUAGAUUGAAGUUAUACAGUAUUCUAGAAAUGUUAGGAGAUAGAGUCUUGUACCACGACACCGAUAGUGUUGUAUUUAGGACGGACCCCUCCCUCGAACCUUCUGAUCCUAAAACGGGCGACUAUUUAGGGGAAUUGACUAAUGAAAUUGACUCGAGCAAUGAUGAACACAUAGAAACAUGGCUUUGUGCAGGUCCAAAGAAUUAUAGCUAUAAAACGAAUAAGGGGAACACGGUUUGCAAAGUAAGAGGGUUUACCCUAAACAAUGCUAACUCUCUUGUAAUAAACCACGACACUCUCAAAGAGCUCAUUCGCUCUCAUGAAGAAGAAAAACGCACAAUCCAUGAAACAAAAAUCAUACGUGACACGGAGACAAAGACCCUUCAUACCGUGGAGCGAAAGAAAGAUUAUCGAGUCGUUUUCACCAAAAGGGUUCGAGUGGGGGAUGGUUCCGAAACCUUACCCUAUGGCCAUGUAGAAAUCCCAUAGGCAAACAAAAAAUUACUAAAGUACAAUACGAUGAUAUGGUACACCGACUGGCAAUCCAUACAUGAACGGACAAAUAAAUAUAAAUAAAUACAUUAAUUAAUUAUUAUUGAGACAAUCCAUUAUUCUGAUGCGAACUGGAAUCUUAGUCUGGAUUGGUUAAAUUCAAUGUUUAUGAGAACAUCAUUAUGUCUAUUUAUACGUUGUCCUAAAGUUUUAGAUUCACUUUUUAUAUUAGCCUUCUUAAGAAGAGGUUGUCGUUGUUGUUAUACCUUGAGAUGGAUAGUACAUCAUUUCGUAGAAUUCAGCAAUCCGCUAUGAGGGGCAUUCCUCAAAAUUCAUUUCGCAUGAAUUUCAUUGCUAUUGUACUCUUUCUUAUCAUUUUAUUCUCGAAUUUUUUUCUUGAUAUAAUACUUACAAAGCAGAUCACUGGUAAUGAUACAGUGGCCUUGUCGUAUUCAAAUUCCUCUACUGGUGAAGAGAGCUUCGCUAGUUCUUUCUCCAUUGACUGAGAUAAAAUUCCUUGGUGUACUUUUUGUUUAAUAGUGUUAUGAAUAUAUAUAUAUAUUUAAAUGUCCAAUUAAGUGCUUGGGCGUUAGUUACUGUUUAGCCGUCACUAUACCCACAUCUCUUACUAGGCUGAUUUUACGUUGCAUUCACUUACACGUGUUUUAACUUUGUUAUACUGUGUAUAUAUUUAUAUUUGUCAUGGAUGUACGGAUGAGACAUCCUUUUACCAUGUGCGUUGUCGGUCCAACUUUUUCGGGUAAAACCAUGUUUGUUAAAAAAUUAUUAAAAAAUAUUCCAACUAUGUUUGACCAUACGCCAAAAAGAAUUGUAUGGUUUUACGGUGAAUUCCAAAAUGAAUAUCUCAGCAUGAUGAAUACCAUUCCAAAUAUUGAAUUUCAUGAAAACUUACCCGAGGACUUUUAUGCAUAUACAGACAGCGCAAACCCUACUCUGUUUGUAAUAGAUGAUUUGAUGGAUGCUGCAGGUGAUAAUAAAAGGGUGGCUGCUUUAUUUACGAAGGGGUGCCAUCAUAGAAAUGUUAGUGUUAUUUAUAUUACCCAAAACCUAUUUCAUAAAGGGAGAGAAUCAAGGGCGAUUUCACUCAACACCCAAUAUUAUUGUAUAUUCAAAAACUGUAGAGAUAAAAUGCAAAUAUCAUGUUUAGCUAAACAGAUGUAUCCUGGCCGCGUUAAAUAUUUUCAAGAAGCUUACGCCGAUGCAACCAGAAAAAAUUAUGGCUACCUUUUUAUUGAUCUGAAACCGGAUACCCCCGAGGACUUCCGUUUGAGAACGAAUAUUUUCCCAGGGGAAAGACAAUUUAGCUACGUCCCUAGAGUAUAAAUGAACAUUCCACUUCAGAAUCUAUUUUAUUAUCGAAAGAUGUCUCGACGUAUCAGGACACACGCUGUCCUUCUCAAGACAUUGGCACACUGCACAUCCAAGCAAAGAAAGGCGUUAUUGAAAACAGCAGACAAAGGACUUAUAGACGCCAUUUGCGAAUGCAUCGUAAACGUGGUCAACGGCAAUAUCAAAAUUUCCCCAGCUCAUAAACGCUCCCUCGCUAAGCAUAAACAAAGACUGAGAAAGCUCUCCGAUCGUCGAACUUCACUCAAGGAAAGAAAAAGACUGUUGAAUCAACGUGGAGGUUUCAUCUUACCCAUGUUAAUGAGACUCGUUGUUCCAGCUGUGGGAGCCAUCGCAAACGCUUUUACUGGAAAUAGAAAAUAAAAACAGUCAUGGAGCACACACGUAAGAUGGUUCUCGUCCCUCCAAAUAUGUUGCAAUCUCUGCAGACUGGUCCAUCUUCUUCAACGCAGCAUCAGUUAGAUGA
This is a messenger RNA of Lytechinus variegatus (green sea urchin), 7744 nucleotides long. RefSeq lists its product as uncharacterized. The record is from RefSeq and is a predicted model, not a curated record. Gene Ontology annotation, molecular function: DNA-directed DNA polymerase activity; nucleotide binding; DNA binding. The transcript is spliced from 2 exons. Bases 808 to 5907 code for a protein of 1699 amino acids. NCBI's taxonomy places the organism in Eukaryota, Metazoa, Echinodermata, Echinoidea, Temnopleuroida, Toxopneustidae. Gene Ontology annotation, biological process: DNA replication.